This is a messenger RNA of Caretta caretta (loggerhead turtle), 2451 nucleotides long. It is a transcript of the gene LMNB2, whose product is annotated as lamin B2. Gene Ontology annotation, biological process: nuclear pore localization; nuclear migration; heterochromatin formation. Lineage: Eukaryota; Metazoa; Chordata; Testudines; Cheloniidae. Gene Ontology annotation, molecular function: structural constituent of cytoskeleton. The record is from RefSeq and is a predicted model, not a curated record. Gene Ontology annotation, cellular component: nuclear envelope; nuclear lamina.
GGAGGCGGUGGCCUCCGCCAUCUUGCCGUUCCCUCCCUCAGUGCGGCUGGAUUGAAUGAGCGCGCCGCUUGCUUGUCCCGCGAAGCGAGAGCCAUGUCGGGGACCCCAAGCCGCGCCGCCCCCGGCGGGACCCCGCUCUCCCCCGCCCGCAUCUCCCGGCUGCAGGAGAAGGAGGAUCUGCGGCAGCUCAAUGACCGCCUGGCCGUCUACAUCGACCGGGUGCGGGCGCUGGAGCUGGAGAACGACCGGUUACUGCUGAAGAUCUCCGAGAAGGAGGAGGUCACCACCCGGGAGGUGAGUGGAGUCAAGACCCUCUAUGAAUCUGAGCUGGCUGAUGCCCGAAGAGUUCUGGAUGAGACUGCAAGAGAGAGGGCCAAACUACAGAUUGAAAUAGGAAAGCUAAGAACAGAACUUGAUGAGGUCAAUAAGAACUACAAAAAGAAAGAUGCAGAUUUGUCCGUGGCUCAGAGUCGCAUUAAGGAUCUUGAAGCCCUGUUCCAUAGAAGUGAAGCAGAACUCAGUACUACUCUUAAUGAGAAGCGCAGUUUGGAAGCAGAGAUUGCUGACCUGCGGGCCCAGCUUGCUAAGGCAGAAGAUGGUCAUGCUGUGGCUAAGAAGCAAUUGGAGAAGGAGACGUUGAUGCGGGUGGACUUGGAGAAUCGCUGCCAGAGCUUACAAGAGGACCUGGAUUUCCGGAAGAACAUAUUUGAGGAGGAAGUAAGAGAGACAAGGAAACUGCAUGAGCACCGUUUAGUUGAGAUAGACAGCAGUCACCAGCAGGAGUAUGAAUCCAAAAUGGCCCAGGCCCUGCAGGAUCUGCGCAAUCAACAUGACGAACAGAUCAAACUGUACAAAAUGGAGCUGGAACAGACCUAUCAGACCAAGUUGGAGAAUGCCAAACUGUCCUCUGACCAAAAUGACAAAGCUGCCAGUGCUGCCCGGGAGGAGCUGAAGGAAGCUCGCAUGAGGAUAGAGUCUCUCAGCUACCAGCUUUCUGGCUUGCAAAAACAGGCUAGUGUUGCAGAAGAUCGCAUUCGGGAACUGGAGGAUAUGAUGGCUGGUGAGCAGGACAAGUUCAGGAAGAUGCUAGAUGCCAAGGAGAGGGAAAUGAUGGAAAUGAGGGACCAGAUGCAGCAGCAGCUUGCAGAAUACCAGGAACUGCUUGAUGUCAAAUUAGCGCUGGACAUGGAGAUCAGUGCUUACCGAAAACUUCUGGAGGGUGAGGAAAAGAGGUUGAAGCUCUCUCCAAGCCCGUCCUCCCGUGUGACAGUCUCCAAGGCUACCUCCAGCAGCAGCAGCACCAGCACUUCGGUUCUUCGCUCUUCUCGAGGCAAGAGAAAACGGGUUGAAGCAGAGGAACUUGCAGGCAGUGGUACAAGUGGAAUUGGCACUGGGAGUAGUAGCACCAGCGGUAGCAGCAGUAGUUUCCAAAUGUCCCAGCAAGCCUCAGCCACAGGAGGCAUCAGCAUAGAAGAGACAGACCUGGAGGGAAAAUAUGUUCAACUUAAGAACAACUCUGAGAAAGACCAGUCUCUGGGUAACUGGAGACUGAAGAGACAAAUUGGAGAUGCAGAAGAAAUUGCUUAUAAAUUUACUCCAAAGUAUGUCCUCAGGGCUGGGCAAACUGUUACAAUCUGGGCUGCAGAUGCAGGUGUGACUCAUAGCCCCCCAUCUGUCCUUGUGUGGAAGAAUCAGAGCAGCUGGGGCACUGGAGGAGACAUCCGCACAUAUCUGGUGAACUCUGAUGGAGAGGAAGUUGCAGUAAGAAGCAUCACAAAAUCAGUUGUGGUGCGGGAGAACGAGGAGGAUGAUGAAGCAGAGUUUGGAGAAGAGGAUCUCUUUCACCAGCAGGGGGAUCCCAGGACAACGUCUAGAGGAUGUUCAGUGAUGUGAAAAAAACAUUAUUAUUUGCUAUUUUUUCCUUUCUUUACUUUUAUUUUUGCUAUUUUUUUCCUCCAGAGCCACUGAAAACUAUUUUUAUAUGUAUCAUCUGAUUUCUUUAAAAGUUUACUGCUUGGUACAUUUUUAUAGAAAAUUUUAAUCAAGCAAAACUGCCAAGAUUUUUAAAUAGACUUCUUUAUCCUCCCCCCUACCCACUGUUGGAAUAUUGGAUUAUUUUCCCACCAUUAAAACUUUUGUCAUAUAUUCAAACCUGCAGUAGAAUGAAUUUUAAGCUAAAAUGGGACAGGACUCCUUGAGUGUAGGGUAAAUAUUAGGGCUGUCGAUUAAUCACAGUUAACUCAUGCGAUUAACUAAAAAAAAUUAAUCUCGAUUAAUCGCACUGUUAAACAAAAGAAUACCAAUUGUAAUUUAUGAAAUAUUUUUGGAUGUUUUUUAUGCAUUUUCAAAUAUAUUGAUUUCUAUAACACCACAGAAUACAAAAUAUACAGUGCUCACUUUAUAUUAUUGUUGAUUACAAAUAUUUGCACUGUAAAAAUGAACAAAAGCAAU